Messenger RNA from Pieris rapae (cabbage white), 621 nucleotides. RefSeq names its product mediator of RNA polymerase II transcription subunit 22 (gene MED22). Gene Ontology annotation, molecular function: transcription coregulator activity. Gene Ontology annotation, biological process: regulation of transcription by RNA polymerase II. NCBI's taxonomy places the organism in Eukaryota, Metazoa, Arthropoda, Insecta, Lepidoptera, Pieridae. Gene Ontology annotation, cellular component: mediator complex. The transcript has 3 exons. The record is from RefSeq and is a predicted model, not a curated record. Bases 172 to 588 code for a protein of 138 amino acids.
UGGUGCUAGUAAAAAAUAUUUUAAAUUUGUAAUACAUUUUACCUAUAGAUAUAGUUGGUUUAGUAAAAUAUUAGUACAUAGUCCAUAGUUCUUGAGUAUUAAUGUUUGUAUAUUGUUUAUUUUGAGAGAUCGACGAUCAAAUCUACUACGUAACAUUUUCUUCAGAACAAAAUGCAUCGCAAUUUACCUCAAAAUAAAGAAGCGUUACUUAAAUCAUAUACAACUCGAUUAAAAGAAGACGUUAAAAGUAUGCUAGAAAACUUUGAAGAAAUCAUAAAGCUAGCUAAAGGUGAUAAUGAAUCUCAGCUUAAUAGAAUGACCCAGAUUGAACAAGAUACAUUUGAAAUGCAAGUCAGAGCUGCCAAUAUAGUUCGAGCUGGAGAGUCCCUAAUGAAACUAGUAUCAGAUAUAAAACAGUAUUUAAUCCUUAAUGAUUUUCCAUCUGUAAAUGAAGCGAUUACACAAAACUCGAAGUUAUUCAGAACUAAACAGCAAGAGUGUGAUCAGAAACUUAUGUCCCUCAAAGAUGACAUAGCAGCUGAUUUGUAUGAUUUGGAAGAUGAAUAUUUUACUAGUAUAUAUAAGUAAACAAUCAGUAAAACAAAAUUAUUUUAUUGUUAA